AUGUCAUCAAACGCUUCUUGUAUCUUUUGCAAAAUCAUUAAGGGAGAAAUCCCAUCCUUUAAAUUGAUCGAAACUGCCAAGACCUAUUCGUUCUUGGACAUUCAGCCAACAGCCAAAGGUCAUGUAUUGAUUAUUCCUAAACAUCACGGGGCAAAACUCCACAACAUCCCGGAUGAUUAUUUGAGCGACCUUUUGCCCGUUGUCAAGAGAUUGACCCGCGUUUUGAAAUUGGAUGAAAACAACACUCCAGAAGGUGAAGGGUACAAUGUGUUACAAAACAAUGGAAGAAUUGCUCACCAAGUUGUUGAUCAUGUGCAUUUCCACUUAAUUCCUAAGAGGGAUGAUAAAACAGGAUUAAUUGUUGGAUGGCCAGCCGAGGAAACCAAUUUCCCCAAAUUAGAGGAGUACUACAACGAAUUGAAAAAGGAGUUGGAAAAAGAAGAGAGUGAAAAGUUGUAA
Lodderomyces orthopsilosis Co 90-125 is the source of this 459-nucleotide messenger RNA. It is a transcript of the gene HNT1, whose product is annotated as adenosine 5'-monophosphoramidase. The transcript has a single exon. The record is from RefSeq and is a predicted model, not a curated record. Bases 1 to 459 code for a protein of 152 amino acids. Gene Ontology annotation, molecular function: catalytic activity. Gene Ontology annotation, biological process: nucleotide metabolic process. NCBI's taxonomy places the organism in Eukaryota, Fungi, Ascomycota, Pichiomycetes, Serinales, Debaryomycetaceae.